Molecule: messenger RNA, 459 nt
Organism: Dendrobium catenatum
Lineage: Eukaryota; Viridiplantae; Streptophyta; Magnoliopsida; Asparagales; Orchidaceae
Product: auxin-responsive protein IAA25-like
Exons: 4
Coding region: 1-459 (152 amino acids)
Biological process (GO): regulation of DNA-templated transcription
Cellular component (GO): nucleus
Molecular function (GO): protein binding
Source: RefSeq, a predicted model, not a curated record
AUGCUGAGUUCACAGGCAACCAGACCUGAUACAGAAGAUGAGAGGGAUGCUAAGAGAGCUAGGAUUGGCGAUGGAGAACCUUUCGGUGCUUUGGUUGACGAGGUGAAGAACAGUUCUGCAAUGUUUGUGAAAGUGAACAUGGAAGGCUAUGCUGUAGGAAGGAAGAUUGAUCUCAAGGCUCAUUCCAACUAUGAGUCCCUCUCUCUUUCACUCAAGAAAAUGUUCAAAAAUUUUCUCUCUCUUGAUUACCCAAUCCCUGAAGAACAUAUAGGAGAAACUCUUAAUCGUGAUUAUCUUCUUCUUUAUGAAGAUCAUGAAGGAGAUCGAAUGCUUGUUGGUGAUGUGCCAUGGGAGAUGUUCCUUGCUUCAGUAAGAAGGCUAUAUAUUGUCCGAAGCCCCAAUUCUCAAAGACCUGCAACUUCAGCAGCUAACAUGGAUGCUAAAGAAUAUGAGAGUUGA